Messenger RNA from Anopheles stephensi (Asian malaria mosquito), 3662 nucleotides. RefSeq lists its product as uncharacterized. Gene Ontology annotation, biological process: establishment of cell polarity; neuron migration; tube formation. NCBI's taxonomy places the organism in Eukaryota, Metazoa, Arthropoda, Insecta, Diptera, Culicidae. The transcript is spliced from 12 exons. Gene Ontology annotation, cellular component: centriole; centrosome. The coding region runs from base 46 to 3468 and encodes 1140 amino acids. The record is from RefSeq and is a predicted model, not a curated record.
GGUACGUCGCGAAGUACAAACGUUUACAGUACACACCACAACAGCAUGAAAACUGGAUACGGGUUAAAUACUGCGGAUUCACUCGGAUACUUGGGAUAUGGCUCGAAGCCGUACUCUUCGCUCACCUACCUCGGCAGCAAAGGAUACAGUUCCUCGUCCGCGGGGCUGCGGUCAAAAAGUGCGCUCGACAAGGAUGUGAUAAUGUCCAAAGUGAAGAAACCCAAGCUAAGGAAAACGUCCACCGAGAAAAUUGAGACACCGCUGUACAAGAAGAAAACGUUCGAUUUCACCGAUUACGCGUACCGCGAGGCUGUGAACCGCUUGAAGUUCCUACUGACGGAAGCCUACGAACCGACAAAGGCAGCCACCUCCUUCUACUAUCGCAGCGUCGACGAUGGCAAAUCAGAAGUGUCCGACAGUCAGUCGGUGGUGGAACGACCCUCCAUAACGGAGGUGUCCAAAUACUUUCCCUCGACGGCCGUUACACGGUACGGAAGCACUCUCGGUCGGCGAUACAGCUUCCUGCACAAGGAUACAGCAGCAGGACCGUUGAAACCGGCCCUUUCCAAUUCUAGCUUGCAUCCAGCUCCAUCGUCAGGGCAUGCCACACAGAGCCUCGAAGUGGCGCAACCUCCGCCAGAACUGUUGGGAUUUAUUGAAAAACAAGAAAGCUACAUUGAGCAGCUAGAACGCGAAUCGCAAUAUUGCAGGGAAGAGCUUUCAACGCUAUUGAAGAAAGUGAAGGAGGUCGUGUCGGAGAACGAAGCCCUCACGGAUCGAUCGCGGUCCAAGGCACUAUAUCAGCUCGACUCAUCCGAAAGCGAGGACGUGGAUUAUGGGGACCGUGGUAAGGGUAAGGGUGCACUGUCCGGUCCGAGCAUUGUUUUCGAGUCACGAAUCAGCGAACUCGAGGCCCAGCUGGCACAAUCGCAGAUCGAUCUGAAGAAGCUGUUCAACGAGAAUGAGGAGAACAAGCGCAAACUGUUGCAUGGUGCGAGUGACGUCGGUAACGCCGAUGCUUACCGGAAGCAGGUGGACAAUCUUCAGCGCGAUAAACAAAACCUGGAAGAAACGGUCCGCAAGCUGCAGCUCUCGAUUGACCAGCUGAAGGAUACGGAGGCGUGCAAUUUCAGCAAAUCGCAACGCAGCCGUGACAUGAUCGAGCAGGUAGCGUUCGAGCGCAACCAGGCCGAGAUCGAAAUUCGGCGCCUGAAGGAUGAACUAGAGCGGCAGCACGAGCGUGUGCGCGAGGUGCAGCACGAGAUGGCUAAACGCAUUGCGGACGAGCGUGCCAUUGCCGAGCGUCGCUAUACGUAUCACGUGGAUCAACUGGGUGGAGACCUUAGCAGCCAGUGGGAACACGCGACCAAGCUGCAGCUCGAGGUGGAACGCAUGAAGCGCAUCGAGUCGGACUAUAAGCGCGAGCUGAAUCAGAAAAGCUCGCAGAUCGACGAGCUGAAGAUGGAGCUGAAGAACAAGUCGGCCAUCUUUAUGUCCGAUCUGAAUCAGGCGAGCGCCGAAAAGCAGUCGCUCGAGCAGGAGAUCACUUCGCUGAGACUCCAGCUUGAGCGUGCCGAGCGUCAGUCAAAGGUGGAAGUGUCGCGUCUGAAUGCCGAAAUCACUUCCCUCCGUCAGCGGCUCGAUCGUGCCGAUGCUGACUUGCUGCACUCGAAGCGCGAAAAUCUUAAGCUAGCCGAUGAUGUCGCUUCGUUGGAGAAGGAACUAACGCUUGGGGAGCUUAACCGAGAGACACGACCGUCCAAGGAGCUCGCCAAAAUCAUAUCCGACAUGGAAGCUAAGCACACCAACACCGUUUCCGAACUCGAGGGCAUGAUACAAGAUCAAAAACAGCUCAUGGAAAAACUAACUGCAGAAUGCAAAAGCUUGACGCAUAAGUUAGAGGACACCACACAGAAGCAUAAAGAGGAAAAGCGGGAGCUACGCCAAACGAACUCCGAACUGAUGGAACGGUUGAAGCAAAUCUGGCAUAACUACAAACAGAUCAGUCCCGCAUUUCGGAAGUCCAGUGUGGCGAGUUCCGGUAGCGAUCUCCGGGACCCGGUGAACGAUGAUUCUACGUCGCCCGCUCACGAUCAGCCGUCAACUCAGGAUCACGCCCCGGAAGCACUGCCGCACGCUAUGCCCCACCGGCUAGCAACGGUAGAACCGUGCCACCCGUCUCAGACACCUUCGAUGAUGGAACAACCGGGGUCGGAACUGGACGACAGUACGGAGGUGCUGGUGGUGGUAAAUCAUCCCGACCGGAGUCGCGCACAUCCGAUCGACAGCAGUACGCCCAACCGAAACAACCGCCCGAACUGUCCCGAAACAACUCCGUCGCCGACUACGUUGAGCCCAAGCGCAGCGAGUCCCGGCUGUCACGCUCCUCUGUCACCAACGACGAAGGAGUGCGCGGGUCCGGAGGCGUUCCAAAGGAGUCGGAGUAUGGACGUACUGUGGAACCGGAGCGUCUGUCACGAACCAGCGAUUCCACUAAACCGGACAGCGCCGGAGGCGGAGCAGCAUCGGGAAGCAGCGGGCGAUUGUCGCGCGAAUCCGUGGCCGACCAAAGAGCCUCACGGCAAUCGAUGCAAUCGUUGGCAGGAUCCCAACAGUAUGGCACAGCGGACGCCGUUGACCCCGCCACAGCACAGUACACCGCCCAGCAACAACAACAACAACAACAACAACAGUACGGAGAGUUCGCGUAUCCAACGGGAGACCAGCAACAGUACUCGGCGCUGGACGAUCAAUCUGCAGCCGGAUAUGAUUCCACCCAACAGCAGUACACCGAUCAGCAGCAGUACGAGGGUUACGCAGAGCAGUACGAUCAACAGCAGCAACAGGUCUACGACCAGCAGCAGUACCAGGGCUAUCAACAGUCAUAUGAUGCACAGCAGUACGCCCCUGAGCAAGUUUAUGAUGAAUCCAGCUACGCCACCGGAACCGGUACACUACAGCAGCCUGUCGCACCAGCACCCGCACCAGCAGCUCCAGCACCACCAGUCGUCGCACAAUCGCCCACCCAAGUAUCAGCUCCAUCCGCAGUCCCAUCCGCAUCAUCCGCCGCCACGCCAGUACCAGCAGCAGCACCGGCCCCAUCCACCACUGGAACCGGCAAACAGCAGUCAGGAAAGUCAGCAGUCGCAGUGGAACAGAAGGAAGGUAACCGAGCUGUGGGGAAUACACGUUCCGGUGCAUCAUCCCGGGCAGGAGCUAACGGACAGCGAUACAAACAACCAUCCGGCGCGGGACGAUAAGCCAUCGUCGGUGCAUCCCUGCUGCAGAAACAGCUUACCUCGCCAGCAGCUUCCGAAAACUUGCGAGUUCCAACCGAUCGAUAGCUAUCCCAAGCUGAGCAUUAGCAGUCCGAGCCUGUUCGGCAGCAGUCCCGAUCUGAGCCAAACGCCGUCACCGACAUCGACCGUGCUCAAAAACUAUGAUGCGGCCAGUCCCAACCCCAUAUGAAGGAAUAAGCGAACGGUUGACUGCGUUGCAUGCGUUGGUUUGGUUUGUGGGUGAUGUGGCGUGAUGUUGUGCGUUUGACUGUGAAAUUGUUUCAAUAAGUGUACUAUAUCUACCUAUUUUGUAGCCACUGCUCAAUCGGGCGGUUUGUAGUGAUUGCCAUGUUCUGAACAAUGAAUAAAAUUUUAACAACAUAA